UCCCUUUAUUUUGAAAAUAUUUUCAUUCCAGGGGUGGUGUGAGAAGAGCUCCCUGCUCAGAGUCACCACUAGUAAAACAAAGGGCUAGCUCCUGUCAAAUCUGGAACAUAAGCAGUGGAAAACUAGAAGUGGUGUUUUCUUCUGUCUUUUCUAGCCUUAUUAGUUGAGUCACUUCUUGUAAUGAUAAUACUUUUAAGACAGGCAGAUAGGUGUCAUUCUUAAGUCUUUUUAUUUAAAGAGAUGGUGUUUCUUUAAUUUGAUUAAGACCCACUAAUGAUUAGAUUCUCCAGCAUCCUGUUUCCUUCUCCUAGUUUCCUUCUCCUAGUGCACUGUGGGAUUUAAUUUCUGCUCCCAGCUUGAUUAUCUUGUUUUUUUGCAGUCUCUUUCCUUUUUUUUAAUGUUCCAGAAUAUAACUUUGCUUUCUAUGUGCAAUAACAGGCUAAAGUUUAUUUUAAGGAGACUUAAUACAAGCCAAGGGACUAAUUAUCAUUUGCACUUUAAGCCUUGUUGCAUGGCUCCUUUAACACAGUGUGGAGUGUGAGAGUGAGUAAGUAUAAACAGAAUUCACAGUGACACACUUUUUACAGCCUUCUUGCACCCUGUGCCUCUUAUAAAGGAGCCUCACAUUUAAUAAGCAUCUGGUGUCUGGUAUUCUUGUUCUUUCUUUACGUCUUCAUUUCAUAAUGAUGCGACUUUAAAAGCUAUGUAGGAGGUGCCAGAGAAUUCCAUGAUAACCCACUUGUAAGGAGGAAAUGAUGAGCAUGAUGAACUUAAAAGGAAAGAGGAGAGGAAAAAAACAUGGAAAGGUUGCCAAGAUGCAAUCUGGGGGAGAAAAACACUGAAUUUUGUCUAACAUCACAGAUCACAACAAUCUGAUACUUUUCAUUUCUUAAAAGAUAUAUUUAGGUUAGGCUUUUAACAUGCUAGGGAUGCAGGAGACCCAUGGAGAUGCUUAUUGGCAUUUUCCGUACCACCUGGACACUGAAACUCUGAAUCAGCAUUUUAGAUAGCUGAACAAUGUAUAAUUCAGCUCCUGAUGCUCCUGAGGUUCUUGAGAAAUUAAUUGGACUAGUGUAGCCGUAAUCAAGGAUGGUGAGGGUUGUGAUGCUAUUCCUUACAGUCUGUCAUUUGUUUAGUCACCAUGUUAUUCCUGGUAUUCAUAGUAACUGAUAAAAUAAAUAAAAAUAUGAUGCCAUCUUGCUGCAAGAUUUCCUGAGAAUAUUUCAGAACAGAGUCAGCAAGUCUGAAUAUUUUAUGCAAGUCAAAUUAUCCCCAUAAAUAAAAAGUUUUGCUGUCAUGCACAACAAGUGGGCUGCUUAGAAGAAGGUGGGCCAGCAAGUGAUUCUAUCAUCCAGCUAUACUGAGUCAUCUAAAGGUGUGAGGGAAAGCAAACCCCUCCAGAUGCAGCCCUAUUGAUUUCCUCAGCUAUGUGCUGUGUGUAGAUGCUGAACUAAAUAAUUCAGCCAUGACCUUAGGUCAGCUGAGGUGGAAAUUAGUGGCUGUGUGCUUUUGUAGUGACACAAAGCGACUGUGAGCAAAACUGGGCAAGCUCAGAAAACACAUACUCUGAUGAUGAGGUUAAUAUUUUUUUAAUUGCACAGCCACAGCCAAGUACUGUGGUCCACCAGUUUGCCAGCAGCCACCUUCUCCCACUGCAGAGAGAUCCUCAGGCAUCAGGUUUUCCAGGAAAAGCAUCUCCAUAUAUGCAGCCUUACUGAACUUUCUAAGCAGGAGCUGAAUCCUGAAAUUACGUUUGUUUUUAUUUUGAAAGGCUGAAAUUCCUUUUGCAGGUUCCUCUGGAGAUGGGUGAAUCAGUGCUGUGAGACCGUUCCUGCACUGCCUGAGUGCAGCACUGAACCACCACAGAGAGCUGUAGAUGCAGCUGAACCUACAGGCAUUUCAACCCUGGUCUUUAUUAUGGUUGAGGUUUCUGAGGGAAAAGAUUAAAUCAACCCAUUUCCGAAUAAGAUGUAUGCACUAAUGGCACAUGAAACUUUUCAUAGUGUAUUUGUUGCUAGAGUCAGUAUUUUAAAUCCUUUGCAGAUGGGGAGAUUUUUGGAACUGUUACUUCCUAAUUGUCGUAUGAUGCUAUGCAAAAAAAUCUCCUCAAAAGCUCAGUGAUCAGAUUUUUCUCUUAGGUUUUCCCUUUAUGCUAGAUCAUCUUACUCUGCCUACUGCUGAUGAAUUCACACUGGUGUCUAAAAUGUGGUGCAGCUUGAAAAGAGACUGUGAAAACAUGAUAGGACAACACAGGGUUAACUUUCCCUGGGGAAUGAACCAGCUAUGAUAUAUUAAAGGGCAAGGCCUGAUUUUCAUUUAUGUGGAACCUCCUGUGUAUAGCUCUGGUAGUCAAAAGAAACCACAAUUUAAACAAGAAUGAGGAUCUCAGCAGUCAUAAUUGUUUUAUAUAUAAACAAUUGCAACAGGUUUAGCACCAGCCAGGAAUUGCUAAGCUGCAACAUUCAGCUCUGAAGUUCAGCAAUAACUAAACAGUUAUUGCAAACCCCAAGUAUGAAGAAAUCAUGGGCCAGGCCUCCAAAACCUUCUUCCAAAGGCUGUUUUUAAAAUGUGAUUUGGAAGUGUUCAUUUGAUAUGAGUGAACAUGAGUUCACUUCAUGUACGUUCUGCCUUUUUAGGCCAUAGAAAUGAUAAAGGGCAGACUUCUUUCCUGCCUUUUUUUUGUUGUUGUUGUUGUAAACAGAAGCUGAGAUUUAGUUGUAUAUUUAUAGGAUUACAAGGCCCAUGACUCUUAAGAUGGCAUGAAGUAUCAUGAGACUUGUGGUAUGUGCGUUUGAGAGUUGGCAAGACUGUAAAGAACUUAUUUUUAUUGCCAGAAUGGUUAAGCUGUGACUCUGGUUGUAUGGAAAGAGCAGAACCUACUCAGUAAUGCAGGGCUCUUUUCAUAACAACAUUUCACUAUGUUUAUGCUUGUAAAGUGCAACAAGCAGUAAAGAAAAUGUAGGUCAAGUGAAGUUCAUAGCGAAGCAGUUACAGGUUUUAUCUUAAAGAUGCAGUUUAGGUGAUGUUAAGUACUGUUUUCUUUCAUUAAGUGCAAAACUGUAUCCCUGGCAGGUACUCGCUGCUGAAGAGGAAGGCAACAUGCGAGCCUUAUGCUAGGAAUUGAAACAUCUGUCGUUUUGAGUUCUUCCCUGAAUGUUAGUCAAGCUUUGGAGAGAUUGUCCUCUUCUCUUGUUUAAGCAUAACCUGCUGUUUAUAGCAAGUAAAAAGGUACUUUGGGGAAAAGAGCUGCUGUGUUAAAAAAGAGGUGCAAGUCUCAAACCGAUUAGGCAGUAUUGCACUUCUCUGUGUGGCAGGCUGCCUAAGACAGUCCCAUGCAACAAGUCUUGAAAGAGGAGGUGUUUAAAAUGAUGCAUUAGCUUGUGCCCUUGGGCACAGGAAGCAUUGUUGCCUGGGUGCUACCUCCAUUGCUUGCCAGCUCUGUUUUGAACAAUGUCCUAGCAGCAGAAUGAACAUCAGGUCUGAGAGAGGCUUCGCAAUGUAAGGCUGGGGAACCAGCAUUUCCAGAGCAGGAGUAAUUCAGAAGGAUCUCAAAUGGGUUGGAAUGUGCCUGCCUGGGAAGAGAAGAUUGGGUUCCAGGAGAAGUAAAUCUAAAAACAGGGUGGGAGGCUCAAAGUGUCAGGAUGCUGUGAGUGCCCAAACAUCUCUCCUUGGCUCUGUGUCUAGCCUGCAGGCAGAUUUUGCAUCUUUUCUUCUGCAUCGUUGAGAGAAUUACACAUCAAGUUCCACCUCCAGGGUCGCAUCAUAUUUGCACUAACGCCAGGAAGACAAAGAGAUGCUUUAGCUCUUCCUGAGGGCUUCACUGCAGCAGAUGAUACAAAAAAAAGAGAAAACCCGACAUGAGUUCCAGGUCUGAGCAGGGCUGAUGUCAAACAAAAGCACCUUUAUAGGUAAAACGUGUGUGCGCCAAGUGUGUGUACCCUUCAUGGCUGGUGCAGCCAUGAGGCAUUUCCGCUGCUGGAUCAAUUUCCCUGUUUUCUGAUGCAUCAUGUUAAUAAAAUCCAGGUUCCUCCUCAGAAACAUGGCUUCUGAAAGAGUCUGCAAUGCCUGUCCCCAGGGCGGGUCUGAACUGCAGGAGGCUGGGUGUACUUUGGCAGAUGUUUACAACGUGUCACCUUAUAAAAUCACAUGGAAAGGUUGGCGUGAAUUCCUGUUAAUGCCUUUCCUUUCUUGUGUUGCUGUUGGCUUUCAGCACGUGUGGAGCGAAAGUGAGGACUGCUUGCCUUUUCUGCAGCUUGCACAGGACUACAUUUCCUCCUGUGGGAAAAAGACACUCCAUGAAAUAUUGGAAAAAGUCUUCAAAUCCUUCAGGCCCUUACUUGGGCUUCCAGAUGUUGAUGAUGAUGCAUUUGAAGAAUAUAACGCAGAUGUGGAAGAAGAGGAACCAGAAGCCGAUCACCAACAGAUGGGUGUCAGUCAGCAGUGAUUUUCUGAGAAGCUAUAAAAAAAUUCGGAAGCCUUUGGUACCAGGAGCCGAAUGUGUUGAACCCUGCUGCUGAACUGAAGCAUGACCAGGCAGCACUGAGAAUAAACUGGAAUUUUAUACAUAAAAAAUUUAAUUUACAUGUAAUAAAUGUGAAUGAGCACUAAUAUAGAAUGUAUUUUAUCAAAAAAUAUUGAUUCCUUACUUUGACCAAAUACAUUUCUGUAUUACUGUGUUACUUUUUCAUACUUGCCAAAUGUUGCAAGAGGUGUGGAACUGGUUUGGUUGUACUACAAAAUGUUUUUGUAUUUCAUUUGUAUUUUAUUUUUCCCUCCCUCCUACCACAUAUUGCAGUUAGUAGCCAUUCAAUAAUUAAUCAGGAGUAGCAUGACCCAGUGACUAGGCUGCCAGACUGAGACACAAGAUUUGCCAACACAUGCAUAAAUGCUUGCAGACCUGGAUAUUUGGUGAUACGAGGGUUUGUAGCUCUGCCAUUGCCUUGCCCUGAGCUUUAGGCGGGUCUCAGUCUCUGAGAAUUCAGGGCAGACUUUCAGUUCUGCAUGCAGGCCUCUGGAAAAUUGAGCAGGAGCGGGAUAAGUCCUUUGAGAGUCCCACCUUUGUAAAAGGGACUGUUACUAUUAUUUGUCCAGCAGCAUAUAUAGUGCUUUAGGUCUGUGGGUGAACAGAGAUACCACUGUCAUUGCCUAUCCUCAGAGCAAACCAGUAAUAAAAGGACACAGAAGGGUCUCCCUUUUCCCUUCCUCAAUGCCUUCCAAUGGCCUUCCUCAUAGGCAUUUCAUGCUCCAACUAAAUAUAAAUACAGCAGAGCAGAGCCUCUUGCAGAACUGGUGCUUCUGAAUGUUAGUUGCAUGAAUGCAAACAGCAGAGUGCUGCUUGGGCAAUGAGAAAUACAUGGGAUGCCAGAUGGAAAGGCAGAUUUCAGAACUGUUAUGAGUGCAGGGGCAAGAGUGAACAAAGCCCCUUCAGAGAGGGAGAUGCUGAGAUUUCUGAGACAGCCAAAGCCAUCCUGCCAAGUAUCUGCAUAGUGAACUGUGUGCAUGAUGACCUGAGCCCUUACCAGACUUCAGCUCCACCUCCUGCCCUGCUUCUGGCUCUUUUCCAGGCAGUUUCCCUCCAUGCAUAGUGCUGUGCCUUUGAAAGUCUCAUUCUUUUAAGAAUGCCACUUUUUCUGGGAAUAGCCAUAGUUAGUUUUCCUGCAUCAGUGACAUGCAUGUCUGCUGCUGCAUCUUGUCACUGUGUCCCAUGGAAGGUGCUGUGUGAAAUGGUGGCUGGGGGCAGCGGGGAGGAGUGUCUGCUGCAACGUUGCUGAGUAGAUCCCUGCCAUUUACCCCUCUGCAAGGUGGGACAUGAGACUGUGACAGUAAAAACAAUUGCAAUACCAUUGUGGACAGUAUUUUGGAAAGCUGCCAUUCAGGACAUAUUCCCAGCCUCUUUCAGCAUCUUUCCUGAUCUUUGGGAUCCAGAGCUGAUGUCAAUGACUGUUUCACUCAGUAUUAGCUUUAGCAGUGGCAGGAGCUGAGGAUGCGUCUUUACCCUGUGUCCAUCCUUCCCUCCUUAGCGUUGUGGUCUUCUCAGAAGUUCUUACUCUCAGAAGAAGGGAAGCAUAGGAAGGAGGAGAGAAACACCUCUUUACCUCUCACAGCUUGUAGGCAGGUGUAUCAGUGGAUCUGCAGUUCAGAACAGUGUGAUUCACACUGUCCUUUCUGUACAUGGGGAUUAGAUGGCAUGGGAGAUGUGUUAUCCCUUGAGGACCUGUGGGUGGUCCAUGCCAGACAGGGGCUGUGCAGAAGACAGCAGUCAUUUUAGGUGCCAAACCUAGUAUCUUUUCACAGGCAGUUCUGUCUAGCCAGAUAAUCCAGUCUCUGAAAAUCAUAACCCAUUGAGGCUCUCCAGGUUGGGCAUCCAGAAAAUGAGACUUGUCUGGUUGCCUUGGGCACUGGGAGGUCUCUUUCUCAGUGCUGGCUGGUUUUGGUCUGGCCAGAGGACAUGGGAAGUUGGGAAAGAUCCCUUCAGGGGCAUUAGCUGGAUGCCCUUUUCUGUAAAUUGCUGAGCAGAGGCAAAUGCUUUGUUUUAUGUGUUUAAUUCUGGCAGGACCUUCCCUCCUCCCCAGCAGCCUGUCUCUGCAGACAGCUGCAGCUGGGAAAGCUUUGUGUGAGAGCCAGGCAGGAGUGACUCAGGGCAGCAGCUCCUAGGCCCUGUAACAGGCUGGACUUGGGGUCAUCCUUUCAGGGUAACAAUGGAGCUGAAGGCUCAGGGCACAUCACUUCCAAUGCAGAUAUUUAAAUAGAGUCCUUAAAUUUGAUCCAUAGAGGGCAGACCCUGUCACUGGGUUUUUAUUGGACUUCUGAGACUUAGUUGCACUGUUGGUGUCUGAUGUCUGUGGCAGGUGGGCAGGGGAAACCACUUAACCACAUUUACUUGUUCAGUGAGCCAAAUAGUCUUUUACAUGAUCUGUGUUUGAUUUUUUUUUAUCAUUGGUGAUUUUUUUUUUCAAGAAAGACAGUCCCUAAAGACACACCCACAUUAAUGCAAACCCCAGUUUAUACAGAGCUGAGUAGCACUGCACUGUCGCUAUGAGCUUGGAUAUAAAAAAAACCUACAGAUUAAUGAAAAGGGCCUUCAUUUGUCUACAAGAAAAAAAACCCAAACUUCUUUGAACUAGUUAUUCCUGACUACAGUGAAGCUUACUGGUUUCAUGUAAAAUACAUUGAACUUUGAAAUUCUCUUUCUGUACCAACAUGCUGUUGCUCAUGUAGGCAAAGAUCUGUGGUAACACUGCAUGUAAAAGAAGCUUUCAUCUUCAGGGGUGGUGGUGGUAGAAAUGUCAGCUCUGGAUUUCAGUCAAUGCAACUCUUUUGUCAAGUUUUCCUUUACUAAUGCAGGGACUAGUCAGCCCUCCACACAUCAAGCAGAAAUCAUGUGCCACACCAUGCCAAGGCUGUCUUUGGUUUGGUUUCCACCAUUUUUCUGGCUGGAAGACCUAUCUGUUUUUGGGACUAUAAAGCUGUGAAAGGAGUCAGCAAAAGAAGUUGCCCUUUUGUUCAGCACUUUGAAAGGUGUAAGCCUUCAGUGGAGCACUGCCUGCCUUCUGAUUCUCCUUCCUCUGAUCCUCAUUUACCACCAAGGUGUUAAAUCCAGCAGUGUCAUUACACCAUGAGCUUCCCAUUAAAGAGCUUACCAAACUUU
Molecule: messenger RNA, 7648 nt
Organism: Cyanistes caeruleus (blue tit)
Lineage: Eukaryota; Metazoa; Chordata; Aves; Passeriformes; Paridae
Source: RefSeq, a predicted model, not a curated record